AUGCCCUGCACCAUCAUAGCCUUCCUCAGCCGCAAACCCGGUCUCACUCCAACCGAAUUCAAAACCUACUACGAAACCACUCACAUCCCGCUCCUCAAAGACAUCGCCGGGGCCCAUUUCCCCAUCGCCCAUAAACGCUUCUAUCUCCCUCGGGCACGGGUCUCAGAUGCUGCCGAUACGGAUCAUUCGAAUACCGCGUACCCUGCCCCCAUCUUGGCUGGGGACGCCGCGGAGUUCCAGUACGAUGUUUAUGCGGAACUCACGUUUCGGGAUGUUGAGCAUCUUGGUGCAUUUCAUGGCGCGUUGAUGGCGGAUGGAGAGAGACUUGCUGCUGAUGAGGAGCGGUUUCUUGAUAGGAGUUUGAUACGGGCUGUUAGGGUUGAGGAGCCGGUUGUUGCGAAGGUGGAUGAAUGA
Molecule: messenger RNA, 414 nt
Organism: Aspergillus affinis
Lineage: Eukaryota; Fungi; Ascomycota; Eurotiomycetes; Eurotiales; Aspergillaceae
Product: EthD domain-containing protein
Exons: 1
Coding region: 1-414 (137 amino acids)
Molecular function (GO): oxidoreductase activity
Source: RefSeq, a predicted model, not a curated record